Molecule: messenger RNA, 1505 nt
Organism: Petromyzon marinus (sea lamprey)
Lineage: Eukaryota; Metazoa; Chordata; Hyperoartia; Petromyzontiformes; Petromyzontidae
Gene: PIGF
Product: phosphatidylinositol glycan anchor biosynthesis class F
Biological process (GO): GPI anchor biosynthetic process
Cellular component (GO): endoplasmic reticulum membrane
Source: RefSeq, a predicted model, not a curated record
GGAGCGUGAGAGAGUGAGGGCAGUAAGGGAGAGAGCGUGAGGGGUCAGAGUGACAGAAGAGGGAGAGAGUGAGAGGCGGGCAUGAAGUGAAGGAGAGUGUUUGCCCCGUGUCGCCGUGAGCAGCAAGAGGAGGAUGGCGGCGUGAGAGGCCGCGGAGGGAUCUUUGUUGUUGUGCGGUCUACAGGGACCAGCCCACAUCCCCGUAAGACCCGGUUCCCAUGGGGCAGCCGUGGGAGCCGCAGCGCCGGCAGGCCGCGGGGGCCCAGGUGGCGCUGCUCUUGGUGCUCGCGCUGGCGCUGGGGGGCGUCGGCGGCGCCGUGGUCCGCUCCCCCGUGCUCUGCCUCGCGGGCCUGGCGCUGGCGGUGGCGCUCACCCACGCGCUGCUGCUGCUGCUGUUCCUGUGCGUCGCCUCCCGCCGCCGCCACGCGUCCCGCAGGGCCACGCUGACCGCCAAGGUGCGAGUGGCGGUGAAGAGCUGUGCGUACCUCGCACUCUCUUGCCUGUUCUUCCAUGCGGUCACCGUUCUCUUUGGAGCACCAGUCAUUCACCUGGCCCGGGAGACGUUCGUGUUCUCGAUUUUGCUGACCACCUUCACAGCCCUGCCAUGCCUCUGCAUCCUCGGUCCCAACCUCUCCGCCUGGUUGCGCGUUUUCACCAGGAGUGGGGCGGUGUCUGUCUGGGAGCAGGGCCUGUGUGUGGGCACCAUGUGCACACUGAUGGGCGCGUGGCUUGGAGCCCUGCCCAUCCCCCUGGACUGGGACCGGCCCUGGCAGGCCUGGCCCAUCACCUGCUCCAUGGGGGCUGUAUGCGGUUACGCACUGGGCCUCCUGCUGUCGCUGCUGAGACUCGCCAGGAACGGACCCGCAGUGGGGCACAAGAAGAAGCCCUUGUGAUGCCUACGUGUGCAGCGCCCAGCCUGGAAAGCAGCGUUUCUUAAUUCCAUUUCCAUUGCGUGUUUAUCGGGCGGCCGUAUGCCCUGGGUCUCGAGUGCUGUGCACCUGGCCGGUGUUAAAGGGAAUGAUCGGUUCUGUAGGGAAUCGCCAACACAGCUUUCUACGAAACACAUUCGUCAACACCACGGUCUUAAAAGGAAAAAUACAUGAGGUGACAUUUUGAGCAAUGACCCUUCUUCACAGCAGAUAAAUGCUAUAAAUUGAUGUGCUAUAUAAAGACCGGAAACAAAAACAAUUUUGUUUUUUUCCCUUUUAAGGCCACGUUUUCUUCAUGAUUAUGUUGAAUUUUGUGUUUUAGGCAUAAAAAAAUAACACUUAGUACCCAAGAACAAAUGUUGUGUUACAUAGUGUAAUUAAUGAGAUUGUGCGAAAAACACCAUUUGACAUGUUAUUGCUAAUUUAGCAAUAUUAAAAAAAAUCUCUACAAGUCCAUCAUCUCCAGUGUUAAUUUCUCUCUCAGCUAAUGAAGAAAAAAAAGAUUGACAUUGACUCUGCCUCUUUGUAACUACAGUGUUGCCUAUCCUUGCUAUAUACAUAUAUAUUAUUCCAGUA